Molecule: messenger RNA, 1206 nt
Organism: Adineta steineri
Lineage: Eukaryota; Metazoa; Rotifera; Eurotatoria; Adinetida; Adinetidae
Source: the annotation of a GenBank genome assembly
AUGCAAGAACCACCAAUUCCAGAAGAUCACUCUCAAAAAGAAACUAUUUUAUCAACCAAAUGUCAAUUUCUUCUUUGGAGUUGGGUUUUAAUUCUAAUAUCAAUUAUGAUUAGUGUUAUUGCAACAGAUAUUCCAUGUAAUCCAAUAGAAUUUUCAAAUUAUACAAGUUAUCCAACUCAAAGUUAUCCAUGGUCAAUAAGCAAUGGUUAUUUCGAUGAAGAUUCUUUCCUUGAUAUCAUUGUUGUUAAUAGAGGUAAUACAAGUAUUGGUAUAUACUAUGGUUUCGGAAAUGGAACAUUCGAAAGUCCAAAAUUAUACAACACGGCUUACGAUGUUGCUUAUGUUUUUGUUAGAGAUAUGAAUAACGAUAAUAAAUCUGAUAUAGUGCUAACUUAUACUGAUACAAAUCAAAUUGCCAUUUUUAUUAAUAAAGGCAAUCAAAAUUUUAAUUCACCAAUAACUUUUCCAGUUGGAAAUUAUCCAUACUGGAUUGAUGUUUCAGAUUUUAAUAAAAAUAAUCUAUUAGAUGUUAUUGUUGUUAAUGACCGUGCCGCUUCUGUUACUAUUCUAUAUGAUUAUAAUUAUUCUAAUUUAUCAUUCAGUUUUUCUAAAACCUAUCCUUGUGGAAAUGAUGUUACAGGUGUAUCUGUUGCAGAUUUUAAUAAUGAUUCAUAUCCUGAUUUUGUUACUACUGAUUAUAGUGAUAAUACAAUUAGUCUUUAUAUUAAUCCUAAAAAUGGAAUAUUUAAUCAUAAAAAAAAAAUUUAUACAAGUAUUGCACCUUGGGGUAUAGCCACUGCUGAUUUAAAUAAUGAUAAUUUUAUAGAUAUUGUUAAUACUAAUUUUGUUUCAUUUACAAUAAGUGUUUUUUCAAAUGAUGGACAUGGAAAUUUCAAUAAAUUCGAUACAUAUUAUAUUGGCGGAACUACAAUGUCAGUUACAUUGGCUGAUUUAAAUAAUGAUACAUUCAUUGAUAUUAUUGCUGCAAAUAGAGCUGAUAAUUUUAUUUGCAUUUUUUUAAAUAAACAAAAUGGAAUAUUUGAAACAUGUCAACGGUUUAUCACCGAAUGGAAUAUUUAUGGUGAUACAGAUGUAGAUUUCAAUGUUUCUGCUGUUACAACUGGAGAUUUCAAUGGAGAUAACAAAAUAGAUAUUGCUCUUUGUACUGGACAAUAUAAUAUGAAUGUUCUUUUAAAUCUAUGUUAA